CCUCCCCGCCCCGCCCGCGGCAGAGCCACGUCUCGGCCUGAGGAGCCGCAGGAGCCGCCACUACCAGGGGCUGCCUCUAUCACUUCCUGGGUUCCUAGCUUCUGACUGACACCAGCCAGCAAAUGGAAACCUUAGCACCGUGUUUCUGAAUGAAUUUUGACUGUUGCUGAUGGAGGGGGAGAAGCAGAACUUGCUAGCAGCUCAUCCGUAAGCUCCUGUCAGCACCACCAUCAUCUGGGGUCACAGCUACCAUGGACUCUUUCCCUGCUGAGCAAGGCGGCCUGCUUGAGAGCAGAUCUAGCAAUGGCCUCCCGGACCACUCUGGGACCCUUCUGAAUCACACAGGCAAACUGAAUCGGGCCGAUAGUGGGGAAGUUCACUGUGCCAGUAUUAAUGUUAACCAAGUGUCAAAUGAAGGAGGAAACAUGGAGGAAGCCAGCAAAGGGGACGUCUGUCAGAAUGGACCCACAACCCAUUUCCCUGAUCCUCCAUUGUCCCUUGAUCCCACCACCAGACCAUUUGGUCCUGAUCCAUCUCCAGGUGUGGCUGGUUUCCAUGACAACCUAAGGAAGUCUCAGGGAUCUAGUGCUGAGGGCGUAGUUCUUAGAAAAGAAGCUUUGCAGUCUCUCAAACUCAGUCUUCCUAUGCAAGAAACUCAUUUGUGUUCAACCGAAUCUUCACUUCCCUUGGAAAAAGAGGAACAGAUCCGACUUCAAGCUCGAAGACGACUGGAAGAGCAGCUCAAACAGUAUCGAGUGAAAAGACAUCAGGAGAGAUCUAAUCAGCCUGCAUCCAAAAACCGACCCACCAGCACCCUGGACCCUGAGCUCAUGCUGAACCCAGAAAUCUUACCGAGAGCCAGCCCAGUAGCAAUGACAAAAGAAUAUUCCUUCCUCCGAACCAGCGUCCCUCGGGGACCCAAAGUAGGCAGUUUAGGACUUCCAGCACAUCCAAAGGAGAAAAAAAGUUCCAAAUCAAGCAAAAUCCGGUCUCUGGCAGAUUAUAGAACUGAAGAUUCAGACUCUGGAAUUUCUAGUGGAAACUUUCUGGCUCCCGACUCUGCCAGGGGCUCCCUGCAUCAGAACAGAAGCAGUUUGACAUCAGUGGUAUCUGAGAUCAGCCUGCCUCCUGAAACGGAUGACCGACUGGAGAAUUCUUCGGUGGCAGGAGACAGCAUCUCUGAACUGGACGGAAGUGAAGGGGGCAUGAAGCUGGAUGGCAAUGACAGCGAUAGCUCGUCUUACAGCAGCAUCUCUGGCAGAGGAGCGUACGGAGUGCUGGGCACAGCAGGCAAGCAGGCAGCUUCCUACCUGGUCAAUGGCCAGGAGAUCAGUUCCGAUGCAGUGGGGCAGUUUCCUUCCAUUAGAGAUGUCCUCCAGGCCGCUGCAGCCGAGCACCGCACCCCAGAGUCGGAUGUCAGUGGGGAUGUGCAGAGUCGGAGAGACAGCAUUUCCAGCAGCAUAUCCAUGGAGAGCUCUAUUGCUGGGACUCAUGAUGAAAUGCUGCAGGUUCUUAAAGAGAAAAUGAGGCUGGAAGGGCAACUGGAGGCCUUGUCUUUAGAGGCUAGUCAGGCCCUUAAAGAGAAGACUGAGCUGCAGGCCCAGCUCGCGGCCUUGGACACCAAGCUUCAGGCCCAGGUGGAGCAGAGCCGAAGCAGCCAGCAGAAACAGGAUUCGCUGAGCUCCGAGGUGGACACCUUGAAGCAGUCCUGCUGGGAUCUGGAGCGGGCAAUGACUGACCUGCAAAACACCCUUGAGGCGAAAAACGCCAGCCUGGCUUCCUCCAACAAUGACCUGCAGGUGGCCGAGGAGCAGUACCAGAGACUCAUGGGAAAAGUGGAGGACAUGCAGAAAAGCAUCCUCAGCAAAGACAACACAGUGCACGACCUUCGGCAGCAGAUGACAGCCUUACAGAACCAACUGCAGCACGUUCAGCUGGAGCGCAGCACGCUGACGAGCAGGCUCCAGGCCUCCCAGACCGAGAUCACGUCGCUGCAGAAGGUCCGGCAGUGGUACCAGCAGCAGCUGGCACUGGCCCAGGAGGCCCGGGUUAGGCUGCAGAGCGAGAUGGCCCACAUCCAGGUUGGGCAGAUGACCCAGGCAGGCAUUCUAGAGCACCUUAAACUGGAGAAUGUGUCAUUGUCCCAUCAACUGACAGAGACUCAGCAGAGGUCCAUCAAGGAGAAGGAACGGAUUGCUGUCCAGUUACAAAACAUAGAAGCGGACAUGCUGGACCAGGAAGCAGCAUUUAUUCAGAUCCAAGAAGCCAAGUCCCUGGUGGAAGAAGACCUGCAGAGGAAGCUGGAGGAGUUUGAGGAUGAGAAGGAACACUUACAAAAAAUGGCUGAUUCUGCCGCGUCCUUGGACCAGCAGCUCCAGCAGGUAAAGCUGACUCUGCAUCAGCGAGACCUGCAGCUGGAUGCCCUGCAGCAGGAGCACCUGGACCUCAUGAAGCAGCUCACCCUGAGCCAGGAGACGCUGCAUACCCGCGAGCAGGCCCUCGGCGAGCUGCAGACCCGCCACGAGGAGCUGCAGGCCCGGCUGGAGGAGCUCCAGGGAGACGUGGCCGCCAAAGAUGACACCGUCCAGUUUCUGCAGAACGAGAAGAUCGUCCUGGAGGUGGCGCUACAAGCGGCCCGCGCGGGGAAGGAGGAGUUUGACCGUGGCGCCCAGCAGCUGGAGGAGGACGCAGACGCCGCCUCAGAGCUCUUGGAGCAGCUGAGACAGGAGAUAGCCGUCAAGUGCAGCCAGGUGGAAAACCUGCAGCAAGAAAGCAUCACUCUGAAAAAACAGACUCAGAAAGUGAAGGAGCAGUUUCUUCAACAAAAGGUGAUGGUGGAAGCAUACCGGAGAGAUACGAGUUCCAAGGACCAGCUGAUUAGUGAAUUGAAAGCCACAAAGAAAAGACUGGACUUAGAGAUGAGAAAUCUGAGGCAGGAAUUAAUCAAGCUUCAGGGUGAAAAGAAGUCAGUGGAAGUGGAGCAUUCCAAGUUACAGAAGGAAGUGUCCCAAGUUCAACAGCAAAUGACUGACCUCGAAGGACAGCUCCAGCUGGCGCAGAGAGAACGAGAUGAAAUGGAGACACAGUUACAGUCUUUGCAGUUCGAUAGAGAGCAAGUGGCAUCUCUUACAGAGGUGAAUGAGGUGUUGAAACAGCAAGUAGAGCAAAUGCAGCUAGAAGCAAGAAAGGCCAUUACAGAACAAAAGCAGAAGAUGAAGCGAUUGGGUUCAGAUUUGACCAGUGCCCAGAAAGAGAUGAAGGCCAAGCACAAAGCCUAUGAGAACGCAGUGGGCAUCCUGAGCCGCCGCCUCCAGGAAGCCCUCACUGCCAAAGAAUCUUCAGAGGCAGAAUUAACCAAACUCAGAGCCCAGGUCACAGAUGGAGGAAACAGCCAAGCUCUCAGUGACCGAAUCCAAGUCCUGGAGCUGGAGCUGCAGACUGUGGGUCACAGUAAGAUGGUGCUCGAGAAGGAGCUCCAGGAAAUCAUCUCGCUGACCAGCCAAGAGUUGGAAGAGUACAGGGAGAAAGUCCUCGAGCUGGAGGAUGAGCUCCAGGAAUCCAGAGGCUUUAGGAGGAAGAUAAAGCGUCUCGAAGAGUUAAAUAAGAAGUUGGCUCUUGAAUUAGAACACGAGCGGGGCAAGCUGACGGGUCUGGGACAGUCCAACGCAGCCCUACGGGAGCACAACGGUAUCCUAGAGACGGCAUUAGCCAAGAGGGAGGCAGAUUUAGUGCAGCUGAACCUGCAGGUCCAGGCAGUUCUACAGCGCAAAGAGGAGGAGGAUCAGCAGAUGAAACAGCUUAUUCACACCUUGCAGACGGCGCUGGAGAAGGAGAAGGCCAAAGUGCGAAGCCUCAAGGAGCAGGUGGCCGCGGCCAAGGCCGACGCCGGACACAACCGCCGUCAUUUCCGAGCUGCAGCCUUGGAGCUGAGCGAGGUGAAGAAGGAGCUGCAGGCCAAGGAGCAGAUCGUCCAAAAGCUCCAAGCGGAAGCAGACGGCCUGCAAGCACAGGAGGGAAAACACUGCCAAGAGGUGACCCAGUUCCAGCAGGAGUUGGCAGAAGCUCGGGCUCAGCUGCAGCUGCUGCAGAAGCAGCUGGACGAACAACUGGACAAACAGCCUGUCGAAAACCAAGAGGUUGAAGAUCUCAAAUGGGAGAUAAGUCAGAAAGAGAGAGAAAUCCAAACCCUGAAGCAGCAGCUGGAUCUGAGUGAGCAGCACAGUCAGAAGGAAUUGGAAGCCAUCCAGCUGGCGUUGCAGAAUAUUAAAACUGAGCUCGACAUGGCACGGGAAGAUCUUUCGAUGACCCAGAAAGAUAAAUUCACCCUUCAGGCUAAGGUGACAGAGCUGAAGAACAGCAUGAAGACGCUGCUGCAGCAAAACCAGCAGCUGAAACAGGACCUGAAGCAUGGCAAGAUGAGGAAGAAGAAAGAACUGAAGGGAGAGACCAGUUCCAACCCUGUGACUCCCGUUAAAAUUCCCGACUGCCCUGUCCCUGCCUCCCUUCUGGAGGAGCUGCUCAAGCCCCCGCCAACUGUGAGCAAGGAGCCACUCAAGAAUCUGAACAGCUGUCUCCAGCAAUUGAAGCAAGAGAUGGAUAGUCUUCAGCGCCAAAUGGAAGAGCACACGAUCACAGUACAUGAGUCGAUGUCUUCGUGGACUCAGAUGGAGGGCCACUUAAUGGACCUCUCGGUUCCCUGCCCUCCUGCCGCCUCUAGGGAACUCGAAAAUUCCAGCGUUGACCGAAAGGAACAGAACCACCCUGCCCACACCCAGCAAGUAUUGGAACAAUGACCCCAAGCUGCCCCCGGUUCUCUUCUCUAAGUGUGUGAAGGAUCAUUGUUUUAUCACCCUUAUUUAUUUGACUGUGUACUUGAUGUUUUUCUAUGAGUUGUUGUUUUGAGUUCUCCUUUUGUCGAUAAGGGUACAAGAGAGUGAUGGCAAAGGACCAGAGAAGUAACCUAUCCGUGGGCCAUGCUUAAUUCCCGAUUCCUUUGACAUGAUCCUACUGCCUACCAAAGUCACUCAGUCUCAGAUGGGGUCUUGUCUCUGAUAUUCUGUACGGGAGUCUGGGUCAGUUCUGAGGAAUGGUAUGUCAGCACAAAAUUCUGAGAGAUCCUCUUGGUAACCUUGUUGAGAAGGGGAUUUCAGAAUUGUUGCCGUCAGUGGAGACAUCUGGCCUGGGGAGUUCUUGCUCCAUGUCUCACUUUCCUUCUCAGCUCGGUGGGAAACUUUAUUUUCCUGCAGAGAAGAAAACACUUAUUUUGCACCUUUUACUUUAUUUUUCAAAUACAUACAUCCUCUAGUUGGAUGUCUAUAAAUAGUUAAAAAAAAUCAUAUAAUUGUUACAAAAAACCCUUCUAUAAUUUAAAAAUUACUCGGAUUGUCUUCUUUGUUCUUCUGUCUUGUUGCCAUGUUUAAGUCUGCUGUUAGAAAAUCUUGUAUAUAGAGUAUUUAGGGAAGCUGACCAGACAGGUAAGGCUUUUAGAAAAAUAUUUUAUUUACUAUACCUUUCAAACACAAAAAUGCCUAUAUGAAAGGGUUUGGGGUUUUGUUUUUUUUUUCAUCACCUUUCUUUCGUGGCUGUUUGCAAAGUGCACAGAGCUUCACUUUCAGUGGGAGCAGUCUCCCUUGCCCUAGCCAAAGCAUCGCAGUUCGUAAGUGGGGGACCUGUGACCUUCGGGUCCAGAAGGACCUGGGGUCCCGCCUAAGCGGAGGAAAAGGAGGUUAAUUGGGAGGAUGAGGGAGUGUGUAGGAGGGAGGGAGGAAAAGGAAAGGGAGAGAUGAAUUGGCGACGACGGGUAGGGUAGGGCACUAUUGUCCCAACUUUGGCUGUGACAGCCUGAGGUUUAGACUUGAAACUGACAUAACAGGAGAGUUGCCUCAGCCAACUGAGCCAGUGUAGCCAUUGAGAAAAAAACACUCCCUGCAGACUGGACUUCAUGAGCAUGUUGGCUAGUUUUACAAAAAAAGGUUCCCAUUUAGUCUCUUUCCUGCUCAGGAAUCAUUGUUUCUGAUGCAGAUGAGUGGAAAAAAUUAAGACACCAAUAUCAGUGCAGACUUCUGAUUGUCUUUUCUUUCCUGGGUGCUCGUGAAACCCAGAAUACUUUGAUUUACAAAUUGGGCACCCUGGAUAGGCACACUUCAACUCCUCACAUCGUUCCACCCAAACUAAACACCAUCAAAAUGAUGGAUCAGGAGGCUAGCAGUUUGUGAACUUUGGAUUUUGUUUUCUUUAAUUUGCAAAGAAAAAUCUAGGAAAAAAAAUUGCAGUAAGUAGUGGGAGAUUUUUGUGUUUGUAAGCUUUAGGGGAGGGAGGGAAUAAUCUAUGAAUGGGGCUCUCAGAUGCCCAUUAUUCAGAAUAGCUGGCCUGAAAAUGAUGUUAUGAAGUGUUAUUGAUCAGUCCAGAUAUGCUCAUGUUUACUCUAUAUAUGACGGAAACUUAAUUACUCUCAUGGAAAACAGUAUGGUAUUCUUAAGCCAUUUCUUGUGUUCUUAAAGCUGCCUCUUAAACUGUUGCAAGAGGAAAUAAAAAUACCCUAUUGUUAGUUGAUAAGGUUAAAAUAACAUUAAUGUUAAAUACACUUAGUGAUACUGAAAAAAAAUACUCCCAUCAAGUGUUGCCAUUUCUAAAGAAUUGUCAUUUGUGCGAGGGUGAUUCUUGCUGCCAUACUGGAAAAUCAUCCUUCCCCACAGAUGCAGGCAGAAGACCCCCCCUCCCCCACUAGUCUUGUGUGAUGCUAGGACGUGUCUCAUCUUUUCCCGCUUGUCUCACCCCCAGGCCGCGUAUGGGGUGCUCCCUAUCAAGGCACAUUCAGGGUUCACUUUUCCAUAAAGGAAGAGAAGCUUGGUUAGUCGUCAGGUGAAGUCAAACUUCUUUUGUUUUACUUCAUCUUUUUCUUUCUGCUCUUGGUUAUUUCUCACAUAUAUUCCUUCUGUCACUCCCGCUCCCACCCUGAGAAACACAGUAAUUUUCUUGACUCUCUUUGCAAUGUGCUCGUCCCAAAGCCCCUGCCGGUCCCCUCCCUUCUGGCUCAGAGAGAAUUCACAGGGUCGAGUGUUUUAGCUCUGAAUGUGAUUCUCUAAGGCUCGGAUCCUGCUGUGGGUUGGGUAGAGGAGUAAGGGAUGCUCAAGACUGCUUGGCUUCCCUUUCUUUCCUAUCCUCCCAGCUGCUGGACAUCAGUCCCUUAUUUUCCCCUUUCCCUUUCUUCCCCUAGUACCUAGGACACCCUAGGCUAGGGAAAUUAAUCUGAAGCCUCUCAGUGUCUGCUUAGACACUGCCAUUAGGCUUCCCCAAGAAGUCACUUUAAAGAGGAAAACUGGUGCCUCCAUAACCUACAAGAUGAUCUCCAGGUUGCCUAUUUUGAAUUCGCUGAGGGUUUCCUUGCCUGCAGGGGACUCUGCUUCCUGUAGUUGUCUCACUGUCCUACCUCCCCCAGCCAGGGUCUAGUGAAGAAAAGCCUAGGUAAUCUGCUGUUUCUCCAAAACCAUAGUUUUGAAAUUGACUCGUGAGUCAACACGUGCAAAGAAAGCAGAGAUAAUUCCUUUAUACAGCAAAGACUUGACUUGCUACGUACUUGUAGAUGUCUAUAAUGAACGUGAUGUUCAAUACUGAAGGGAAAGUUCAUACUCUGUGGAAUUGUUACUUAGUCUUCCAGUUUGUUCCAAAAUGUUUUGUGCAACCUGGUUGUCAUUCCUUCUUUGGUACACAACAUCUCCAAGAGAUAUUAUGGAUCUUAUAGAUUCAUAAAACCGUUCUUCCCUCUGGAGGGUGUGACAGCUGAUUUUUAUCUUGCCAUAGGAUGCGAAAGUGGCUAUUGCUAUGGUUGAUACAGAUUUAGGUCCAAAUUGUAAAGAGAUCCCCAAGAGAGAUGCCCCAAGGUGUGUACUGAUAGAUACAGCUGGGCAGUACUUUGUGAGACUUUCCAUGUUGCUCAACUGACAGUAUCCAUUUUCUGUACAGGGGAAGUUUCCCUGUAAAAGCAAUAGCAAAUCAGAUUAUAGACCUAUAGAUCUGGCAUGGGUAUGUACGGACACUUUCAUGAGUGCUAAAAAAUGUCUUGAAUAGAUAUCAUGGGAUGAAACCAUCCAAUUAUUAAAAAGAGAUGCCCAGAAGCCUCACUUUAGCCAGAUCCUGUGUGGCAUAGGAUUGGGUGUAGACCCAAGGGGUCUCAUGCCUUCCUUAUCCAAGGCAGGUUUGUGAGUGGAGGUAUCAGAAGCACUGUUAGACCAUGGUCUCACCUCAACUGUGCUCCCACAGUAUGGGCCCAAAGAUAGCAAUACAGGGAGGCUUUAGUACUCUGAAUGGUUUUCAGUUAUCAAAUCAAAUAUUCAUUAGCUAAUCAAAAUAAGCUUCACAUACAUGCAAAAAAUUAUUCAUGCAUACAAAUUUAUUCAAAUUUGUUCAUCAGGUUGGGGCUCUUUUUUGGUGGAAUAAUUUGAGGAAAACGUGACACCAUGUACAAAGAAUGAUUAUCUUACACAGCAUGUUAAUUAAAAAAGGUUUAAGUGUGCAUAGGAAUUCCUAAGUUUUGUGCAAUAAACUAUUUUUUGUAAAGGGUUUCAUAUUUAUUUUUGGGGGAUUCAUUAUAUUUGAGUACAGUUUGUCUCUUACUGAGGUGUAUGUCCCCCCCUCAUAAAAAAUGUUAAAUACUUCAUGAAAAUUCAUUGAUUUCAAUAACAGUUUUGCUGUCAUUCUAUCAGUUUUCAAAAUGCUAAGUCUGAUUUUUUUCUGUUCCACUUAAAUGACUGAAGCAAAACAAUCUUGUUCUUAUUUCUUUCGUCUGUAGCCCCUUUGACCAGUUUUGAUAGUUCACACUUGCACCUAUAUAUAAAAACGAACAGAAACAGGUUUGUAAGAAUUUACAGGUAUCCACUGAAUUGGUUACCAGAAAUAUCACUGAACACAUCCAAGAUGGCAGCACUAGAAGCAGUAGGUUGAAGUUGCCUCAGGUUCCCCAUCUGUAAAAUGAUGAGUUAGGCUUUAUCGUCCCUGAGGUCCCUCCUAGGAGAUGCCUCCUAUAGGAUCACAGGACAUCCAGCCUAGAUCCAGUGAUCUGCCUGCAUGUCCUAUGGACAAGAAGUCAAAGAGAUCUACAACUCAUCUUUCCCCUAAAACCCACCUCCCUUUUCAACUCCCCUGUUUUCAUUAAAGGGACUUUAAUGCUUCCAUUUACCUAGACCCACAAAUUUGAAAUUGUCCUCUAUUCUCUUUCACCAUCCAUAUCCAAUCAGUGGCUAAAUCUCAUCGGUUCUGCAUUCCAGACACCCCUCGUAGCCAUCCCCUUCUCUGCACUCACAACCACUACCUUUUCCGUUAGACUGUGGCAAUGAUUUCCUAAUUGGUCUAUUGCCUUUGUGUCUCCUCUUGCCCUAUCCAUCCUUUUCACAACUGCCAAAUAUUCCUCAAGCAGGGUUCUGAUCAAAGAGCUCCCUCUGUUGCCAAGACAGAAUAUGAACUCUUAUUUGAGUCGUAGGGUGUUUUAUACUCUGCUUCCCACUCAUCCCUGGGCUUAUUAUACAUUGUUGUCCAUCACGUUCUAACGUUCCAGCCAAGCUGCCUUACUUGCUGUUCCCCUUCUGAUAUUCCAAAUCAAUUGAACAGGCAUUUGUUAAAUGCCUACCAUGUACAAAAUCCUGUGGUAGGCUCUAGAGAUACAAAGAAAGGCAAAAAGAUAGUCCCUGCCCUCAAGGAGCUCACAGUCCAACGAGAGAGACAACACGCCAACAACAAUAUGCAAACAAUAUACUUAGAUGAAAAAGUGGAGAUCAUCUGCAGAGAGAAAGUACUGGAAGCAAGAAACACUGAGAAACCUUAAUGCCCCAUAGAAGAUGGGAUUUGGGCUGGGACCUGGAGAAUGUCAGGGAAGCCAAGUUGAAAAUUCCAGGCAAGGGAGUACAAAGGCACAGUGGAAACAGAAUUAGGAGAUGGAGUGUGAGGAACAGCAUGGAGGCCUGUGUCCCUGGUGGCAGGGAAUAAAAUGUAAGACUGGGAAGACAGCAAACAGCCAGAUUAUGAAGACCCUUGAACACCAAAUCAAAGAUUUUAUAUUUGAUUCUGGAGGUAAUAUGGAGCCACUGGAAGUUAUUGAUUGGGAGGAGAGAUAUUGCAAUGAUCCAAACAUGAAAGGAUGAGGACCUGCACCUGGGUGGGGGCGCUGUCAAAAAACAGAAAGGGAGCAUGUGAGCAAUGUUACAAAGGUAAAAAUCAACAGGUAACAGACUAGAGACGGGGACUGAGAGACAGGAGACUUGGUUGUGCACCUCAGGAACUGGGAGGAUGGUGGUACCCUCCAUAGUUGAAGGGAAGUUAGGAAGAAGAGAGAGUUUGGGGGAGAAGGAAAGAAAACAAGUUCAGUUCUGGAUAUGUUGAUUUGGGGAUCUCCGUCUUCCCCUUCACUUCUUGCAGCUUGGAACCCCUGGCUUCCUUCAAGGCUCAUCUCAAGUUCCACUUCCUUUAAGGCCAUUCCUGAUUCCCUCAGCUAUGAGUGCCCUCCCCCAAAUCACUACAUAUUGAUUUUGUGUAUAUAUUCCAUACUUAUCUGUGAACAUGGAAUCCCCUAAUGGAACAUAAAUUCCUUGAGGGCAGGAACUACCCUGCUUUUGCAUCUGUAUUAUCCCCAGCUUCUACCACAUAGGUGCUUGAUAGAUGCUUAUUAGUUGAUAGGCCAAAGGUUUUUGUUUUGUUUUUUGGUGGAGGAGCAUGAUUCCUCCCCAACUCUGAACUGCUUGAUGAGGAUCCAAGCUGCAAUGAAAAAAUACUGUGCCCCCUUCUUGCAAAAAUUAGUUGCCUGGAGAAAAGACAGCUAGGGGACAGAUUUACAAUCCACAAAUAUUUGAUUGUCAAAGAAAGAUUGAACAUCUGCACUCGGGGGCCACACAGGAUUAGGACCAAUUGGGAAAAGUUAAAGAGAGGCAGAAUUUGAGUUGAUAUAUGGGAAAACAACACAGAUGAAAUGGAAUUUCCUCAUCCGUCUUCAAGAAAGGAAUUAGGAUUGAAUGGCCACUUGGUGGCAGGGUUCUAUAGAGAAUGUAUGCUUCAGAUCAAGGUUUUACUUGCCACAACCUUUCUAGUCUAUG
Molecule: messenger RNA, 11078 nt
Organism: Vombatus ursinus (common wombat)
Lineage: Eukaryota; Metazoa; Chordata; Mammalia; Diprotodontia; Vombatidae
Gene: GOLGA3
Product: golgin A3
Exons: 24
Coding region: 252-4793 (1513 amino acids)
Source: RefSeq, a predicted model, not a curated record